Messenger RNA from Lodderomyces theae, 1788 nucleotides. It is a transcript of the gene DIP5, whose product is annotated as Dip5p. Gene Ontology annotation, molecular function: amino acid transmembrane transporter activity. NCBI's taxonomy places the organism in Eukaryota, Fungi, Ascomycota, Pichiomycetes, Serinales, Debaryomycetaceae. The coding region runs from base 1 to 1788 and encodes 595 amino acids. Gene Ontology annotation, cellular component: membrane. Gene Ontology annotation, biological process: amino acid transmembrane transport. The transcript has 2 exons. The record is from RefSeq and is a predicted model, not a curated record.
AUGAUCUUCAAAAGUAAUCACAAACUGGGAGGAAACGACGAACAAUCCAUUCGUAGUGAAAAAAAUGUUGCAUCUUACUCCAACGAUGAAGAGUUGAAAAGCGUUGUUUCCAGACAUACGGCAGAGUAUGACUUGUACGUGGCAAAAUCAGAUCCAUUGGCAAUAAAUCAAGAGGAAGGGCACAAGUUGAGACAAGCUUUGGAUUCAAGACAUGUCAGUAUGAUUGCUCUUGGUGGAGCAUUAGGGACUGGUUUAUUAAUUGGUACUGGUAGUGCAUUGAAAACUGCUGGCCCUGGUGCCAUUUUGGUGGCGUACGGUGCCAUUGGGUUCUUGGUGUAUAUAGUGAUGACAGCAUUGGGAGAAAUCGCAUGCUGGGUGCCUUUGAACGGGUUUGCCAAUUAUGGAAAAAGAUACUGUGAUGAAGCUCUUGGUUUCGCUUGUGGAUACACGUAUUUGAUAAAGUACUUGAUUUUGCCUGCCAAUCAGCUAACUGCCGGUGCUUUGACGAUCCAGUAUUGGAUUGAUCGUGAUAAAGUUAAUCCUGGUGUAUGGAUCACUAUCAUCCUUGUUGUCAUCAUGGCCAUCAACCUCCUUGGAGUUAGGUUCUUUGGUGAAAUUGAAUUUUGGUUGAGUUCUUUGAAAGUUGUGACGUGUUUGGGGUUGAUUAUACUUUUAUGGGUGAUUGCAUUGGGAGGUGGUCCAACCCAUGAUAGAAUUGGUUUCAGAUUCUGGAAUGAUCCUGGUGCUUUCAUUCACUAUGCUGACUCUUCAAAAAACCUUUAUAUUGGUGGCUCGACGGGAAGAUUUGUGUCCUUUGUGGCAGUCUUGGUCACAGCAGUGUUUGCUUAUUUGGGAACUGAAUUGGUUGCCAUUACUUUCAGUGAGACAAGAAACCCAAGAAGAGCAAUUCCAAAAGCAGUCAAGUUGACUUUGUAUCGUAUCCUUGUGUUUUACGUCUUGUCGAUUUUGUUUGUUGGAAUGUGUGUCUCAGCUAAAGAUCCGUUAUUGUUGAGUGCUUCCGGUACCAACGCUGGUGCUUCGCCUUUUGUCAUUGCCAUCAAAAAUGCAAGAAUCGGUGGAUUGGACCACGUCAUUAACGCAGCUAUUUUGUUGUUUGUCAUAUCUGCUGCAAACUCAGACGUCUACGUUUGCAGUAGAGCAUUGUAUUCAUUGGCUGCUGAUGGGUACGCCCCAAAAAUCUUCACCAAGACGAAUAGAUUGGGUGUGCCAUACUACGGUCUUCUUGUAUCCUUCUUGUUUUGUUUGCUUGCUUACAUGAAUGUGUCUUCAGGGUCAGCUGAAGUUUUCGGUUACUUUGUCAAUGUCGUUUCGUUGACUGGUUUGAUUGCUUGGUCUUGUAUUCUUUUGUUCCACAUUGGGUUCAUGAGAGCAUUGAAAGCACAAGGUUUUGACCGGAAAAAGGAUACAGUGUACCGCUCCCCUUUGCAACCUUAUGCCAGCUACUUCUGCUUGGGCUUUUGCGUGAUUGUUAUUUUAAUUAAAAACUUUACAGUUUUCCUUGGAGAUUCAUUCACUUACAAAAACUUCAUUACUGGCUACAUCAUCCUUCCUGUGUUUUUCAUCUUCUAUUUUGGAUACAAGUUCUGGAAAAAGACAAAAUGGUUAUCGCCAACUGAAGUUGACUUGGACACCUUUAGAGACGUCAUUGACUCCGAAUUUCAGCAAUAUGAAGCUCAAGAUGCUGAGAGAAAGGCAGUAAGAGAAGCUGAAGGAAAGAAGUAUGACAAGGAAUGGUUUUAUGAGAAAUUCUUGGGAUGGAUCUUUUAG